Messenger RNA from Synchiropus splendidus (mandarinfish), 8512 nucleotides. RefSeq names its product latent-transforming growth factor beta-binding protein 2. The transcript has 41 exons. Bases 328 to 6276 code for a protein of 1982 amino acids. Gene Ontology annotation, molecular function: calcium ion binding. NCBI's taxonomy places the organism in Eukaryota, Metazoa, Chordata, Actinopteri, Syngnathiformes, Callionymidae. The record is from RefSeq and is a predicted model, not a curated record.
CCUUCUUGCAGAGCGCGUGCAAUCCUCCGCAAAAAUUCCCGGUGACUUCAGAUCCAGGAGGAGGUGAUAUUCCCGGGACUGCUGCUGGACUUCUCUCAUUCUGGAGCCUCUGCAGACCUGACACCACAUCGCUGCUCUUCUUGUUCGACUCAAAUGAUGCGCGCGUGAAGUUCUGGACUUUCCGAACCGAGCUCACCUGGACAUUAUGCGGAGGCACCACCGAUUCUUUUCACUCGUGGAAGAGGAUGCCAUCUUACUGAAGUAGAAUUCACGCUUUUUUUAAAAAUCCGAAACGCACUUUUUAAAGAACUCAAAAGUUGAUCCAAAAUGGACCGAGCGGUGUUCCGGAUUCUGACUGUAGCGCUGCUGCUGCUGCUGCUGCUGCACAUCGCUGAGAGUCACAUGGAGCCGGCAGGUGGAAGGACAGAAGGAUCCGUUCGGGACCAGCGCCCAGAUGCGUCCGCUGAGUGGUCGCCAGUCCCCCGCAGCCCCCGGAGUACGGCAACAACAACACAAGGACGCGCGUCCGGAGCUGGAGGCGCGCCAGCGGGGGGCCUCACCUCUGCGUCCAGGGAUGGAGCUGCGCGCCCCGCCAGGCAGACGCUUGCCUCCAGAACCAGAGUCAACCGCAGACAGAGCAGCAGAUCCGGCUCAAGGAGACUGGUCGGACCAAAUGUGUGCGGAGGUCAGCAGUGCUGCUCUGGCUGGGCCCUGGCUCCAGGAACCAACCGCUGCAUCAAACCGGACUGCCAGCCCCCCUGCCAGAACCGUGGCUCCUGCAGUCGGCCACAUACCUGCGUGUGUCGCUCGGGUUUCCAGGGGCCCCGCUGUGAGGAGCAGGCCCCGGAGCAGGUGUACAUACGCGACGGCGGCGCCCUGAGGCGAGUGCAGCCCGGCAGCAACCCCUUCCAGAAAGAGCCUGUGCGGAGACGACACAACACUACCAAGGUCCAGAACCCGCGACCUGUGACCACCAGACCGCCUGUGACCCAAGUGAGACGGGGACCCCCGGACUCCUCCCCGCAGCAGACGGGGACCUCCCGCACAGUGAAACGCUACCCGUCAUCCGCCGGGCCCAUCACCUCCAACGCGCUGCCCAGUGCUAAUGGCUACGAGAACGAUCCCAGGAACUGGAACGGACACCGAGCUGGGCCCAGCACCGGCCAUCAGAGUCGGAGGCCAACCAGCCACAGCCAACCACACACUCCGUUCAACAACGCGUUACUGCCAGCAGGAGCCAACCUCACCUCCAACCUGGACCGCAUCAAGAUUGUCUUCACACCUACGUUGUGUCGCAGGGUGUGCAACGGCGGCCGCUGCUACAACAGCUGCGAGAAAGGAGACGUCACCACCGUUUACAGCGAGUCGUCCCAACACCAGCAGAACCAGCCAAAAAACACCGGCUUCAGACUUUUCUUCUGUCAGAUCCCCUGUCUCAGCGGUGGCCGGUGUAUCGGGAGGGACCUUUGUUGGUGUCCGUCCAACUCGACCGGAAAGUUCUGUCACCUGCCGGUGACCUCGGCCACGAGACCAAACACUCAAGUGAAGAAGGAUGUCGGCCACAGCCCCAAGACGCUGUCGCACUCCAUGUACACGCUACCACUGUCCAACCAACAAGCUUCGCUCCAUCCCUCACUGGUUAACGUCCACAUUCAGCAUCCUCCGGAGACAGAAGUCCAGAUCCAUCAAGUUGCCAGGGUACAGCCAGGCCAGAGGACGCCAACGACGGAUGGUGCCCACUCUGUCCAGCAGCGCUCUCAACCCGGGAACGGACAUGAGCACAGCACACGACGCACCAACGGGAAUGAGCACCACCGGCAGAACGGACACGUGGGAAGAUGCUUCCAGGACACAGUUGACGGACAGUGUGGCAAACCUCUGCCAGGAUUAACCAAACAAGAAGACUGCUGCGGGAGCGUGGGCGCCUCCUGGGGUCUGAACAAGUGCCAGAAGUGCCCAAGCAAGCCAGCGUUCACAGUCAUCGCCAACGGACAAGUGGAGUGUUCGCUGGGAUACAAGAGAGUCAACCUCACCCACUGCCAAGACAUCAACGAAUGCUUGCUGCAGGGCAUCUGCAGGAACGCCGUGUGCCUUAACACCAAAGGGAGCUACAGGUGCACCUGUAAACCCGGGUACAUGCUGGACCCGGCCCGAGGACACUGCGUCUCUGAGAAGGCCAUGUCGGACCAGCGGGCCCUGUGCUACAGAUCAGUGUCAGCAGGUUCCUGCUCUCUACCUCUGCCCCGGCAUAUUACCAAGCAGAUCUGCUGCUGCAGCCGGGUGGGCAAAGCGUGGGGGGCUGGCUGCGACCGCUGCCCGCUGCCAGGAUCCGACCAUUUCAAGGAGAUCUGCCCGGUGGGUCAUGGAUUCACCUACGAGCGCUCCGACGUGCAGAUUUCUCUGAUGCGACUGGAGGAGGACGAGCUGCAGAGCACGAGUUUGCUACGGGAGGAGCAGAGCCCCACGUAUCCCGAUUUAUCCGUGGCAUCCCAGGAGCUUCCCAGUGUUCCUGUCUGGCCAGAAACACCGCAUGUUCCACAGUUGACUCCCCAGUUGCCUGCAAGGCUACCAGAAGAUGUGGAAAGUCUGAGCCUUCCAGAAGCGGCGACUCCACCACCAUUGAAUCCAGAAAGCUCUUCCAGCAUCAACCUGCCAGAUUCAAAGGAAACAGUCUACACUGACGCUGGUAUGGACAAGUGUGCCAACACCCCCACCAUAUGUGGCCACGGGAAGUGUAUUCCAGUUCAGACCGGCUACACCUGCGAAUGUGAGCCAGGGUUCAAGCUCAGCGCUCUGCAGACCAACUGCAUAGACAUUAAUGAAUGCGAGGGCGACCCUUGUGAAGGGAAGGGCAGCUGCACAAACACAUAUGGUUCAUAUACGUGUCAGUGCUACAGCGGCUACAGCCAGGUGAUCACCCAGAACAGGAAGUUCUGUCAAGACGUCAACGAGUGCAGCCUGGCCAACAAGUGUCCGAACGGCAAGUGCGUCAACACCGAUGGAUCCUACACCUGCGACUGCAACCACGGCUUCGCGCGGUCAUGGCGAGGCCAGUGCGAAGACGUAGAUGAAUGCCGAGAGCCCAGUCACUGUCCGGGCGCCGUCUGCGUCAACACUCCUGGCUCCUUCGAGUGCCGGGUUUGCAGUCCGGGCUUCAGGGCAGUCAAUGAGAGAUGUGUGGACAUAAACGAGUGCCUGAACCAAACCAUGUGUGGCAAUGGAAGGUGUGUCAACAGCGAAGGCUCCUAUAGGUGCGACUGUUUCCAGGGUUACAAGCUCUCCCUGGACAACGUGUGUCGAGAUGUGGAUGAGUGUGCGCUCCCAGGAGUCUGUCUCAACGGCCAGUGUGUCAAUCUGGACGGCACCCACCAAUGCACUUGUAACCCAGGCUACGAAGCGACCCCAGACGGGAAAGUUUGUGAAGAUGUCGACGAGUGUGUCACUGGGAAUGAGUGCCCGGUGGGGAUUUGCAUCAACACCGCCGGUUCCUUUACCUGUCAGCAGUGCCCGUCUGGGUUUGGUCCAUCCGCUGAUGGACUGAGGUGUGAAGAUGUGGAUGAGUGUGCCCAGGGAGACUUCUGUCUGGGGGGUGUCUGCACCAACACUGAGGGCUCCUUCACCUGCACCAGGUGCAAGGCUGGUUACAGGGUCUCUCAAGACAAGCGACGAUGUGAAGAUAUCGACGAGUGCCAGUCCCUGUCGACCUGCGCCAACGGGAUCUGUCUGAACUCUGAGGGGUCCUACACGUGUGAGAACUGCCCGACUGGCUACCACGUAUCGGAUGACGGAGAGCUCUGCGAAGAUAUUGAUGAGUGUGCACUGCCCGCUACAUGCCCCCGUGGAUCUUGCACAAACACACCCGGUUCCUUUACGUGUGUCGUCUGUCAGCCCGGUUUCAGAGCCUCAGCCGACGGUCAACAGUGUGAUGAUGUGGAUGAGUGCUUGGUGGCCAACCUGUGCCCGGGUCAGCUGUGUCUCAACACGCCAGGAUCCUACUCCUGUAGGAGUUGUGCGCCUGGUCUGCAAGUCUCCCAGGAUGGACUCAACUGUGAAGACGUUGAUGAGUGUAAGAUCGCAGGGGUGUGUUCCACAGGGGUCUGCACCAACACGCAGGGGUCGUACUCCUGCAUGACCUGUGACCCCGGGUUCACCGUGUCCCCCCACGGACACUCGUGUGAAGAUGUAAAUGAAUGCGAGGACAUCGGCGUGUGUCAGGGAGGCCAGUGCACCAACACCAUCGGCUCCUUCAGCUGCUCCUGUCCUCCAGGACUGGAGCUGGUGGACGGUGUCACCUGCAGAGACAUUAAUGAGUGUCUGACUGUGGCGAGGAUCUGCAAUGAGGGAGCGUGUGUCAACACUGAGGGCUCCUACUCUUGCAUCUGUCCACCUGGAUACAUCAACUUGGGGACUCGCUGUGAAGACCUGGACGAGUGCGUGGACGACAACGUGUGUAUAAGGGGUCAGUGCGUCAACUCUGAAGGAUCGUAUCUGUGCCUGUGUGAAGCCGGGUUCAAGUUCAGCCCACAGACAGCCGACUGUGAAGACCUGAACGAGUGUAAGGAGUACGGGAGCUCGCUGUGCGGUACCUGGCGCUGCGAGAACACCGUCGGCUCGUACCGCUGCUUCAUGGGCUGCCAGCCCGGCCUUCAGGGAGAAGACUGUGAUAUCGACGAGUGCCUCAAUGAAACCAUCUGCGGUAGCUAUGGCUUCUGCGAGAACAUCGACGGCUCGUACCGCUGCCAGUGCGACCAAGGCUACACCAACCCGCCAGGCGACAACACCAAGUGUGUCGACGUGAACGAGUGCGAGAUGAGCCUGGCGCUGUGCGGUGAGGCCCUGUGUGAGAACGUCGACGGCAGCUUCCUGUGCAUCUGCCCCAACGACGAUCAGGAAUUUGAUCCCAUCACCAGCCAGUGUCGCUCCCCGGGUGACGUCGGGUCCAAACACACUUCAGCUUCGCUUCCUGCCUCUCCGUCAAAUGAGGAGCGGAAGGAGUGCUACUACAACUUGAACGACGCCAACAUUUGCGACAACGUGCUGUCGAGGAACACCACCAAGCAGGAGUGCUGCUGCACCGUGGGCGCCGGCUGGGGGGACAACUGUGAGAUUCACGCCUGCCCAGUCCUCGGAAGAGAGGAUUAUAACCAACUGUGCCCUCAUGGAAGUGGAUUGCUGUCCGUUGCAAAGAGACUGGGGGAUCAGCAGAUGUACGAAGGACUCUCUGUGGACGCCAACGAGUGUGAGAUGUUCGGGCCUGAGAUUUGCAAGAACGGGCAGUGUUCCAAUCUCUUCAGCACCUACACUUGCUACUGCCGGUCUGGCUUCUACUACGACAACAUUCGGCUGGAGUGCGUGGACUACGAUGAGUGUGAGUUUGGAAACGCCUGCAUUGAUGCUACGUGCAUGAACACAGCCGGAUCCUUCAACUGCUUCUGCAGUCCCCCGCUGGUCCUGGACGGGACCAGGAGGCGCUGUGUCACCAGCAACACCACGGAAGAAACUAUGGAUUCCAAUCACGACGUUCACGUGGAUAUCUGCUGGCAGCAGCUGGAGGGGGACAGCAUGUGUGCUGAACCCUACCCUGGCCGCAGAACUACUUACACCGAGUGCUGCUGCCUCUUUGGCGUCGCCUGGAGCGGGCAGUGUGCCUUCUGUCCUCAGAGAGACUCUGACGACUAUGCAAUAAUGUGCAACCUUCCUCGGAGAGAAGGGUCCGACAGCUUGCGGGAGCGGCCGGGUUACGAGUACGGUUUGGAGGGACCUGAUGACCCAGUAGGGCCCUUUAUGACACCGUAUUGGGAAAAUUAUGGCAACCCUGCCGGACCGUUUGACAUUCCCGAGAGUGUUCCUCUGUUCAACGACAACGACUACAGCGUCAGGCAGCCGCCGGUGCGAGUCCCAGUCCACCGACCAAGAGAACCCCAGCCCCGUCCACUGGAACCCUACGCCGAUCAUUAUGGUGGCUUCGAGGGUUUGCGAGCGGAGGAAUGUGGGAUCCUGAACGGCUGUGAAAAUGGCCGCUGUGUCCGCGUGCGGGAAGGGUAUACCUGCGACUGCUUUGAUGGCUACGAACUGGAUCUCAACAAGAUGGCGUGUAUAGAUAUCAACGAGUGUGAAGACAUCAGCGACAAAGUCCCCUUGUGUGAGAACGGACAGUGUUCCAACACGGAAGGCUCCUACAAGUGCACUUGCUCGCCUGGCUUCGUGGCGUCUGCCCAACCACACAAAUGCAUCCCAGCCAUCCCGGUGUCUGAGCUCAGGGUCAGAGACAACUAACCUCUGGAAGGACACCCCGUGGACUCAUCGAAAACACGUCCUCUUGACAUCUGGAGGACGACAUCGCCGCAUUAGGGGUUUCUCUUACAAACUGAGGUGGAGUUGGAUGGAGUUACCGUCUGCAAGUUGCUUUCCACUUUAUCCUCUUUGUCACUUUUUAUUGUUGUGUUAUUUAUUUCUUUUAACUGUCGGGCCUCCGCAAACCAAGCAAGCUGCCUUCUUUACUUCAGCAUUUUGAGCGACGGACUUCGGUGAAGAAGUCCUGCUAGGGCCACAGAAACCUGCACACCACUAUUAUGUCAAUGGACGCCAGUGUUGACGGUUACAUUUUACGGUAAUGUUUUGAUCCCAACUAUUAGGAACCGAAUGUGUGUGACAGUCCUUCCUCUUGUACAGGUAUAUUUGAUUUGUUCACAACACGUCUAUGGGGCUAUAAAACCUUAAUGGCCUUCCUUCAAAGUGAGUUAAGCUAGAAGACAAAGCUUCAACGUUUCUGCCAUUGCCUAAGCUCAUAAACAAGACUUACACUGUACUAUUACUCCUAAAGUGGGUGUCCUUACAGGACAAAGAGGCUCAGAAGUUCUGUGUGGGACUGUCAACUACAAAAAGAAGAUAUUCCUCCACAAUAAUAUUCAAUAGCACUGGGCAAACUGUGAGGAAGGAAGGCAGCAACCGUGAGCCAGGAAUGUCUUGAAAGUGCUCAUUCAGAACUGUGGUGGGUGAAACCUUGAAGGGCCAGAUGGAGCCACGACCCAGCAACAGAUAAGCUGCUGAAAAAGCUCUUCAUUAUCAGUUUACAGAUUCUUCAUAUGGGAAAAAUGGUUUGACGCUUGGGUACAAAGUUUUAUCUUCAGUUGAGAGUCCCGGAAUAUUUUCUUUUAAGGGCUGAAAAUACUUUUUGGUGUCAGAGCUCCAGAUUAGUUGUUGACAUUUAUCAUCUCAGCCUGAGGUAGAACAGCCUGCCACAUGUCAGUGAUGGGGAGAUGAGGUAUCAUGAAACAGUAUUGCAGGGGUCGAUGAAACAGUGUCUUCAUUUUCAGAGAGGGAUGUUUAGAAAUGAUGUGAGGAUUCAUUGAAUUGGUCGCUCAAGUCAAAACCAGCAGACAUCGCCAUCUGGUGGUCUCUGAAAAUCAGGACGCUGUUUCAUGAAACCUCAUCAACCCUUCACUACCACGUUGGAGGUGAAGGUGAGGUUUUGGUUUGCCAAUGUACAAGCUCCGUGGAUUGAAAGGUUUUGCUGAUCUGGCCACAAAACUUAAAAAUGAGCAAUAUCUGUCAGAACCUGCUUCUUCUUGAUGUGCCGCACAUCCCCUACUGAACACUGGUUUCCUCCCACACACCAAAUAGCUAGGUAUUCUGCGAACUGAAGACUGUUUCAGCUGUGUCACCUCAGUUCUGCUGAAACUGGAUGUAAGAUCUCCUGUUUUCAAGUGCAAAAGCAACGGAAUAAGCAAUGAAUGACUCGAUUUAAGGAUAAAGUUAGUUGAAAAACGACACCCGGAGAAACACUGUCUUCACUGCCGCUCACCCAUGUCUGACCCGACGGUUCCCUCGUGUGCAUAAACAGACAAAAGCUUGAGGUUUGGUGUAUUUUGUACAGCUCUAGUACUAUGUAUUAUUUUGUUACAUAUUCCCUAUAGCACAACCAAUCAUACUUUAAAAAAAAAAAAUUAUAGCUUCUUGUAGAUUUAUACAUUUCUGUAAAAACAAAUGCUAUUUUUAUGCCUUUCUGUUUGUAUGUUUGAGGAGAGUGGCUGACACUGUACCAGAGGAAGUGUUUGUGUAUAACCCUGCCCUGUGGAGCAGAAUAUGAAUUUAUAUAUAUUUGUUGGAAGUGGCUGCACUGUUCCGACCACAGAUGUCCGAUCACCACAACGCUUCUGCGACAACGUCUGAUGACUCAUGGCUAUGAAUGUUCUGAAUGUAUCACAGCAUCAUUUUGGUUCAGUGGUGUCGGCUUUUGUUUUCAAGAAAAUGACAAAAUUUAUGGUUUCAUGAGCUUAACACACUGAUCAAAUGUCUAAUUUCUAUUCAGCUGGUUCACAAUUUAUGCAACUCACAUGCAUCCAUCAACAUAAACGCUGCAUCUUUAGUGUGCUUUGGUUAUUCACCCGGACAGGACAGUGGAGUUUUUUAAGGCCUUUUUCAUACCGCAAUAACCUUGUUGUGAAGUUGAUGCCAUCGAGAAUGUUGUUUACCUGUUGACUGUAAACAUUAUCAGUCAAUAAAAAUAUAU